This is a messenger RNA of Musa acuminata AAA Group (dessert banana), 1564 nucleotides long. Its product is annotated as 26S proteasome non-ATPase regulatory subunit 13 homolog A-like. Gene Ontology annotation, biological process: ubiquitin-dependent protein catabolic process. Gene Ontology annotation, molecular function: structural molecule activity. Gene Ontology annotation, cellular component: proteasome regulatory particle, lid subcomplex; cytosol; nucleus. Lineage: Eukaryota; Viridiplantae; Streptophyta; Magnoliopsida; Zingiberales; Musaceae. Bases 8 to 799 code for a protein of 263 amino acids. The transcript has 6 exons. The record is from RefSeq and is a predicted model, not a curated record.
AUUGCGUAUGAUCCAACCGGCUGCAAGAAAUAGGACAGCGGUGGUGGAUCCGUAUCUCGACGUCCACGCCGGAAUAGGGGAAGGGGAAAGGGAACACACGGGGUUUGAUGCUUCGCCGAGAAUCGUCUUCAAUCUCUUCUAUCCGAGGGUGAUGGCUGAUCCAUCGAUGACGGGGGCACUCCAAUACCUGGAAGCGCAGAGGCAUGCGCAGCCGGAGCUGGCCGAUUGGUACAGCGCCUUUGCGGAUCUGUAUCAGCGGAAGCUAUGGCACCAGCUGACGCUCAAGCUCGAGCAGUUCGUUCGCUUGGCCGUCGUCCAGGCGGGUGAUUCCCUUAUACAACUAUAUCAUAACUUCAUUGCAGAAUUUGAGACAAAAAUCAAUCUCCUGAAGUUUGCACACUUUGCUGUUGUAGUAUCACAUCAGUAUUCAGAAAAAGAAGCUGCAAUCAGCUAUCUAGAUGGAAUAAUUGAGAAGCUGCAUGCCACAAGGGACUUGCAGAAUGAGGAAACUAUCGUUUAUGUAAAUAUGCAAAUAGCUGAAAUUAAUCUGGAAAUAGGAAAUCAAAAGGAGUGCAAAAGGCUUCUGGAACAGGGGAAGAGUACACUAGAUAGCAUGACUGACAUUGAUCCAUCGGUUCAUGCUAAGUAUUAUUGGAUGUCCUCUCAGUAUCAUAAAUCUCGUCAAGAGUUUGCUGAGUUCUAUAAGAGCACUCUCCUUCAUUUGGCCUACACUACAGUAGAGACACUUUCGGAAUCAUUCAAGUUGAUGAAAAUGGAUAUGCCAGCCUUGCGUGAAUGAGAAUUUUUCUGGCAUCAGACUUCCCUUUUUAUCAAGGAAGCUAGUGGUUGUCAGGUAGAUCAUUUAGUUUGGUGAGAGGGAAAAUAAGGAAAGAUUACCCAUCUGUUCAACUGACUUCAUGGAGGUUUUGGCCUAUAGUUGGUUGGAUAAACUACCAAUAUAUGCCUCUGCAGCUGCGUGUUCUAUUCCACAGCUUUAUUGCCUCAUGCUGGGCUGUGUUUCUGAAUCUAAAAGCACAAUCCGGUGCUGCUAAGGAGGCUUAAUAUGAAGAUUAGUAUUUUGCUUUAUACUGCAAAGGAGCUGUUAGGGUUCCUUUGUGCACCGUGUUAUAGUGUUAUGUCAGCUAUGACAAAUAAUGUGUUCGUUUGAUAUCCCAGUCUUGCAUUUGCAACCAGUGUCGCCUCGUGCUAUGCGAAGCUUAAAUAGAUUACACUGAGGUCCUUUUUCUUUAAACAAAUGAAAAACAAUAAAGAGGAUGAUCCAAGUUUACAGCAAGAUAUUCUACUUCAGUGUGUACAUGAGGUGUUUUAGAGUUUGAGAUAUGUAUACACUACUCCUUGUAAUCUAAGCAUUGAGAAGUUCAAAAACAAAAAAAGAACAAGGGGUUGUUCUUUUGGAUGAAUAUCUGUUCUUUUAAUCAUUUAGUUAUUUUUCCAGGAGGCAUAAGAGAGACGAACAUUAUGUAUGCACCAUGCAUCAUUCUGUAAUAUGGAUGGGACUCUUAGCUGCUGCUGAUUUUGAGUGUUGUUAGAGAGUUUAUUGAUA